Messenger RNA from Cuscuta campestris, 2128 nucleotides. Lineage: Eukaryota; Viridiplantae; Streptophyta; Magnoliopsida; Solanales; Convolvulaceae. The record is from the annotation of a GenBank genome assembly.
CUAUAUAAUUUCUUUCGAUCCGUUCUUCUGAAUCAGAUCAUUUGGCAGAUUUAUUGUCCAUCAAAUUGGUGCUUUCAUUGAGAGCUCGAGAAAUACACUCAAGAAAAAUCCUUCCCAAAGAACAAUGGUGCAAACCCGUAGCAACGCAAACCAGGUCACCGGAAAUCCCCCUCAAGGCGAAACUAGCGCCACCGGAGGUCGUCAUCCUCACAUCAACGUGACAGAGGCAGAGGCCCUCAUUCAGCGGCCUCGAACCUCUGCGUUCGACCGGUUGCGGGACACUCGGUUGGCUCGAAAGGGCGACCUGAGGGAGAAGCUUAAGGAGAGAAGAGAGGAGUCCUCAGCAACAUCCAAAGCUAGCUCGGAAGAGCGACGUAAGGCGAUUGAGGACAAAGAGGUGAUCGAGUUAUGGAGGAUGUAUGAUCGCCUAGAGAAGCGACUAGACGCCCAUAAUCCGUACCGCCAGGCGGUCUUCAGUGAGGUAACCCCCUUUUCCAGAAGGGUGAUGUCUUGUCCUCUCCCGGACAACUUUAAGACCCAUCAUAUCAAGGCAUACAACAGGACGACCAAUCCCCAAGACCAUUUCGCUCGCUUCGGGGCGAAUGUGGUUAUGUACACAUACCCUGAAGAAAUUAAGUGCCGAAGUUUCCUAGCAACGCUGGAGGGGCAGGCCUGUGAAUGGUUCCACAAGUUCCCUAAGGGAUCGAUCGAUAAGUGGAGCAACCUGGCCCACAAAUUUUUGGAGCACUUCGCGUCGAGCCGAAGACAGAAACUCCCCUUCUCACAUUUGCUCAACGUGAAGAUCAGAAAGGGGGAGGAGCUCCAAGAAUUCAUCAAUAGGUGGGAGAAGGAGGCUAGGGACGUCCAAGGGGCGGACGACCAGGCCCUAACCGUGAUGCUCCAAGCAACACUCCCUCGGGGGAUUCGGGAAAGUUAUAGCGUCCAAGAUGCACCCAGGUACUGCAAAUACCACCGUAACAGCACCCACAAUACGUCGGAGUGCGUUACGUUGAAGAAGGAGAUGGAUCAGCUGAUCGCUAGAGGGCCGCCACCUCGACCGGAAAGGCAGGCACCUGGAAACAGAACGUGGAGGAGACCGGCAGCCGCUGCCGCAACGAUCACCAAUGGAGAGGGGCAGGAAGAUCGAAGACGACAUCUGGGGAGAGACUGUGAGGACCUGGAUGAAGAUGAAAGGCAGAACCGCUGGCAUCUGGGAUGUCGGUUCAUCAUGGGUGGAAAUACCAGAGGGGACUCGGCGUCCUCACGGAGGAAGUGGAAGAACAUGCUCCACUUAGCAGAAGUGCAGAGGCCACUGCUGCCCAAGCGGAAGAAGAAGGAACCCUUGAUCUUCACGGAUGAAGAUUACCCACCAGUCCUUAUCCCCCAUCGGGAUGCGCUGGUGGUGAAGGUAGAGAUUAAUAAUGUGGUGGUCCAUCAGUUCAAGCCGCGACCAGCAAUUAAGGGACAGGCCUUGGCAGAUUUUGUGGUAGAGUGCACCGCAAGGGAAGUUGAAACCAACAAAGAAGAGCGAUAUGGAAGUUGGUGCUUCAUAUACACUGACGGAUCGUCCGCGACUGAUGCUUUGGGGGGCAGAGUCAUGGCGAUAUCACCAGAAGGGUUCAAGGCAUAUUACUCUAUAAAGUUCCGUUUCAAGGUCUCGAACAAUGAGGUUGUGUACGAGGCACUCCUAUGUGGCUUGAGGUUGGAAGCGUCAUUAAAAGCUGGAUGGAUCCAGGUUAGGUGUGACUCAAAGUUGAUAGUGGGCCAUGUAACAGGAGAAUUCGAAGCGAAGGACGAGCGAAUGGAGAGAUAUAGGGACACUGCGUUGGAACUACUUAAGACAUUCAGGGCGUACCAGAUAGAGCAGGUCCCUCGGGAGGAAAAUGCUGAGGCAAACAUUCCCUCAAAGCUUGGUCCAGAUUCCCCGGAACACAUUUAGGCAAUGACUCAAGAAGAGGAGUUGUUGGAACCAAGCAUCAGUCCCGUACAAGUCUUGGUCAUCACACUUAAUGAGCCAGACUAGAUUGACGAGUUGACCAUGUACAUCCUUGACGGAUCGAUAUCGAUGGAUCCCGUCGCGGCCAAAGUCGUCAAGCGACGCACACCUAGCUAUACGCUGGAGUGCGGA